This is a messenger RNA of Parastagonospora nodorum SN15, 246 nucleotides long. RefSeq lists its product as hypothetical. The transcript is spliced from 3 exons. The record is from RefSeq and is a predicted model, not a curated record. Gene Ontology annotation, cellular component: nucleus; cytosol. Gene Ontology annotation, molecular function: transcription corepressor activity. Bases 1 to 246 code for a protein of 81 amino acids. Gene Ontology annotation, biological process: cellular heat acclimation. NCBI's taxonomy places the organism in Eukaryota, Fungi, Ascomycota, Dothideomycetes, Pleosporales, Phaeosphaeriaceae.
AUGUCAACACCACGACCAAACAUGGACCGCGCGACCAGCGACGCGAACUCUGUCAAUAAUGGCGGAGACAGCUCUGUUGAACUAGCACAAGUCGUCGAUGAUCUGUUAAGCCAACUCAACACCAAGUUCUCCACCAUCAGCAGCGAGCUGCUUUCUAAGAUGGAUGAUAUGUCACGAAGACUGGAUAACCUUGAAGCAACGAUUCAAGGUGGUGAGGGUAGCAAAGGCCCUGAUUCGGACAAGUAG